Molecule: messenger RNA, 3642 nt
Organism: Achroia grisella
Lineage: Eukaryota; Metazoa; Arthropoda; Insecta; Lepidoptera; Pyralidae
Gene: Mink
Product: micronuclear linker histone polyprotein-like
Exons: 5
Coding region: 114-2996 (960 amino acids)
Source: RefSeq, a predicted model, not a curated record
UCUGAGCGUUAUUUAUUUUCAUCAGUUUGAUGCAAGCAAAAUAUUAUUUGACUUUAGAAUUGUGUGAAAAAUAUUAUUGCUAUAUUUAAAAGUGACAAAUACAUAAUUAGAAAAUGUCCACUAGAUCCGGGAAACGGAUCCACGGGUCAUUUCAUGACAAUGAACAAAUUGUUAAUACUGAAUUUGUUGCUAAAACGGAAAGAAAGACACGAAACAAACGACAGAAGGAGAAUGCAGAAGAUACUGUACUGACAACAGCCAAGAAGUCGAAGAAACGUAACAACUAUGUCAGUUAUCCAACAGACGAUGAAACAGCGGCCGAGAUGGGCGUCUCCAAUGAAAUAGAGGGCCAUAAGCCUCGAGUAUUGCGGAGCAAUAUGUUAAAAGAACAGGAUUUAAAUGUGUCCAACAGGGAGGUGGAAACUGUUAAAACAAAAAAUAUACGCUCCACAAGGCGGACUAGAAAAUUUUCAGAAAACAUUUUGGAAACUGUUUUCAAACAAGCAGAGAAGGCUCAUUUAGAUGUGGAACUGGAAAAUAAUGAAACAGGCAUAGGUAAAGCUAAAAAGAGUAAAAAGAAAAAGGCAAAAGAGCACAUGGAAAUUGAUGUGAACGAAGGUAAGAUUGUUUCUAAAAAACAAUCAAAGAAGAGACGGCAGAAAAGAACAAGUACAAAUGAUGCCAAUGCUAAAAAUAAUAGUCUUAACAGGAGUGACUCAUCGAAUGGCUCUUAUUAUAGUGCUGCAGGCAGCCCACCAUCAGUUCAUAGCGAUGGACACAAAAAAGCUAAUUCAAAUAUCUCUGAAUUAGAUACAAAUACAGAAAUAGAACAUGUCGAAAUUAUUUCUAAAAACAAAAAUAAGAAUAGAAGUACCAUUAAAAAUAUUGAGGUCUCCAUAAAUAAGAAUGAAGUUGAAGAUUCUAAUAAAAAUUGCACAUUUCAAGAAACUAAGUCUGACCAUUUAAAUGAUACAUUUGAUAAAGAAACAAGGAAGAAAAGAAAAUCUAAUAUACAAAAUGGUAUUUAUGAGGCUGAUAUAUCAAAUAAGUCUCAUUCUGGAAGACUUAAGUCAAGAAGUUCAGAUGUUUAUGAGAAAUUAAAUAAUACAUUUGAUAAAGGCACUCAUGAAAAGUUUUUAAAAUCAGAUUUAGAUAGGAAGUCCCAAAAUAAAACACAUGAGAACUCAAUUGAAGAAAGAGAAAUCAUUAACACACCUUCUGACAAGGCUACAAAUAAACGAAAGUCUCUAAGAUCCAAUUCAGAGGUGUUCAAAUCACUUAAUAAUACAUUUGACAAAUCAGAUAAUAAAGAAUUGGUAAUCUUUAACAGUACUUUUGAAAAAGACAAUGGCAGCAAGAAUAGUACACUUGAAAAUGGUAGUAAAAACUUUGCAGGAAACCUUAACACAACUUUUGAAAAAGUUGAUAAUGAUAUAUCUGAAAGGCUUAACACUACCUUUGAAAAAGACAAGCCAGUUACAGAAGCAAUAGAAUCAGGACUUAAUACAACAAACACAAUAAACAAUACAUCUGAGGAGUCUACUGAUAAUCAACUUAAAAUUAACACAACUUUUGAUAAAGAAGAAACUAAAUUGAACUCAACAUUUGACAAGACCACUCCCAGAAACAGUAUCAGGAGACAUUCAAAAUCAUCACUGAUCACUUCUGAUGACACAGACAACCUGACCUUUGACAAAUCAAACGAUAAUUCCAGAAUCAGUGUGAGUGAUGACUCUGGAACGGAAAACAUUGUGAAUACUACACCUGUAUUGAUUGAAAGUAGCAUAGAUGAAUCAAGAACAAACAGUUUGACAGAUUCUUCUAAAAAAACAUCUGAUGUGCCUAUAACCCCUUUGAAAAGGGAGGGAACAUUUACUAAAGAUGAUCCCAAGUUUGCCAAUAAAGCUACAGAUUCACCGAAAAGAACCCCAUCGAAACGUAUAACUCUAUCCACACCAGGGUCUACUCCAUUCCCCUUCUCUAAGAGCUCUGAAAAGGAAAAGAGCAGGCUGAAUGUAACUCGGUCUAUCGAGAGGGCAGCAAGACGGUCAUUAUCACUGGACAUUCCCUCAAAUGCCGCUUCGAGGACCACCAAAGUGAUGUUCUGCAGUCCAGUCAACAAUCCUGCUGUUGUACUGCAGCAGAGAAGAAAAGUUAUAAAAUCAAAUUUAAAAGGAUCUAAUAAGAGUUUUGUUUUUAAUGAGGAUGGUAAUGCGACCCGGGCGGCGCCCCGCAAACGCUCGUACACGCAGAACGAUGCGGAUGACGAGCGAGCCAAGAGAAAGCGCCUCGCAGAUGACCAGCAGUUGUCCGUGAACAGGCUGUCGCGGCCCAGGACUCCCAGCGCUACAGGUAAACCAGAACCGACCACACCGUCAAAGAGCAUCCCAACGCCAUCAAAAUCGAAGUCCGAUACCAAGAUAUCGAGAACCAAACUGCCCAACUUCGCAGCGCUGCACCAGCGCAGAUUCGAGAAGAUGGAGUCCCUGGACGAAUGCCAGGAGAGGAAGGCAAAGAGAGCGCGGCAACUGCUGGUGCCGACCGCUCCCAUCACGGUCCUGGAGAGAAGCAGCCCCAGAGGAUCACUUACCAGCUCGGAGCCGCUGUUACCCAAAGACAAAAAGCCAGAUCAAACAGUCACAAAAAAAUUGGAGACCCCAACGAAGAAAUUGCCCACUCUAGACUCUCUGAAGCCAGGCUACACAAGAUUCGGCUUCAAAAUGAAUGUAGAAGUCAACCCAUUCAGCAUUCCGACCAAGAUUGAAGUGAAACCAAAGGAAAGUAAACCUAAAGGCAUUGCAAGACAGGUUACAUUACCUUCUCUAACCGGCACUACUAGGAGAGAAGCCGCGAAACAAACGGUCAUGAGGGAGAAGUCGUUCUCCCAAGCGACAGAGAAAAGAGAUGUGAAGAGAAAGGAAAGUAGAUCUAUAAUUAAAGGCGUCAGGACAAACAGACGGUUCGAUUUGCAGAUGAAAAUGAGGAAUAUCAAUUGAUUAUUAAUAUAAUAAAUGAAGUAGUAACUUUAACAAUAACUUUGUGAUGUAAUAAGAACUUAUAGCGGGAACUCCGUCAUGUAAGUAUUUUAAACAUGCGUAAGCAGGAAAUAUAAAUUCUUGUUUUUGAUUAUGGAUUAAAGGUGUUUCUAAUCUAUACAUAUAAAUAAAAUUGGAGUGUCUGUUUGUAAUAUUGAAAUAACAGUUUUUUACUACAUACAUAUAAAUACGGUACAUACACCAAAAUAACAUUUUUUACAAUUUUUGUCUGUCUGUCUGUUGGUUCCGGCUAAUCUCUGAAAUGGCUGUACCGAUUUUGACGGGACUUUUUUUGGCAAGUAGCUGACGUAAUAAGGAGUAACUUAGGCUACUCCUUAGGCCUAUGCACGACAAGUAUCUGCAGAUUCUGCCAAACUGAAGAGGAAACGCCGCUUCACAUCCUAUGUGGUUGUAGCCCACUCAUGCAUAAACGAAAUAUCUCCUUUGGAAAGUUUACACUCUUUCCCGAGGAGAUAAAAACGAUCGCUCCUAAGAAUAUCCUUCAAUUCCUGUCCCUGACGGGUCUAGGUAGCGAACUCUGAAAAGGGCGAGCACAAUAGAUCUAUGUAGGUCGCAGUGCUACAGGUGCUACACAUCUGACAAUAGC